UUACAAAAGUCACGACACGCCUCCGCGAACAGAACCGUUGGAGAAGCUACGUGCAAAACUGCAUAUAGUGACUUUACACCCAUUUAUGAUCCUCAUAUCAACUGGAAGCUCGUGGACAGUCACAGUUGUUGUCGCUCAGCAGACAAAAUGACUUCUAUAGCUUUGUGCACAAUCAACAGCUCAGCGAGAUCAAUAGCAAGAUUGUGCCAAGUGUCCCGCUCCGCGCAUGGUACAGCUGAUCUCCACUCUUUCGUAGCCCGUUACUCUACCCUCCGUAAAUGUGCCUUUCUUCAGGAAGGAAAAUGGUCAUUCAUAAGAGUGGGAACGAGACAGAUGUCUCAAGCAUCGCCGGGAAGGAUCUCACUCGGACGGUACGGUAGAGGUGUAUUUCUGGCUGCCGGGGCAGCAGCUGUCACCGGGAUCCUCACGGCAGGUGUAAGUCACUUUCAGCGGGCCGAGAUGGCAACGAAGAUAUCCAAGGUUGAUGAAGAAGAGGGGAACAUACGGGAGAGAUGCAAGUCGUUCAUGUCUGUACCAGUCACUGACAUCAAGGUCUUAGAGCAGAGGAAAGACGCGAUGUCUACGAGAAUGGAGAUGCUCAUCAUGGAGACACAGGCUGCGUUCUGUAGAGCCCUCGAGGAGGUGGAUGGAGGCUCGUUCAAGGUGGACAGAUGGAGCAGGAAGGAAGGUGGUGGUGGCAUCAGCUGUGUGAUGCAAGAUGGGAAGGUUUUUGAGAAAGCGGGUGUGAACGUGUCCGUGGUGUAUGGGAACCUCACUGAAGAGGCCGCCAAGCAAAUGCGCAGCCGCGGAAAAGUCCUGAAAGGGAAAGAUGGGAAGCUGCCGUUCUGUGCCAUGGGCGUGAGUUCAGUCAUACACCCAAAAAACCCCCACAUUCCCACAGUGCACUUCAACUACAGAUACUUUGAGAUUGAGGAAGCAGACGGCACAAAGCAGUGGUGGUUUGGUGGAGGAACGGAUCUCACUCCUGUUUAUAUUGAUUUGGAAGAUGCCGCCCAUUUCCACAAGACUCUGAAGGAAGCAUGUGACAAGCACCAUCCUAAAUAUUACCCAGACUUCAAAAAGUGGUGUGACAAUUACUUCUACGUCCGUCACCGAGGGGAGACGAGAGGCAUUGGUGGGAUCUUUUUUGAUGAUUUGGAUUCCCCCAAUCAGGAGGAGGUCUUUAAUUUUGUGAAGAGCUGCGCUAAAACUGUGGUGCCUUGUUACCUGCCCAUUGUGAACAAACAUCUAAACGACUCCUUUACCCCUGAGGAGAAGGACUGGCAGCAGGUCAGGAGAGGCAGAUAUGUGGAAUUUAAUUUAGUGUAUGACAGAGGAGUGAAAUUCGGCCUGGCCACACCUGGGUCUCGCAUCGAGAGCAUCCUGAUGUCCCUGCCACUUACUGCUAGGUGGGAGUACAUGCACGAGCCCACAAAAGGCACUAAGGAAGCCGAGAUGCUGGAGGUCUUACGGAACCCUAAAGAAUGGAUCUGAUUGAGAGGGAGACCAGUUUAACUAGCCAUCAGUAUUGGCAUUAUUAGAUACCAAACAUAUCAGCAACUUCAAUAAGUACAACACUGACUAAAAUAGACAGGACACAUUCUCAUCCUUUGACUCAUUGAUUGUUUUCAGUGACUGACUGCAGCACUGCAUGAUCACUGCCAUUGGCUGUAUAGAUUCACAUGAGAUGCAGUUUACUCCCGUGACAGUGUUACUUAGUUACAGCUUUGUUUCUGCUUGCACUGCUUUAAUCAUGACUACUGGUGUAUUCCAAACUUGUAAUGGCUUUGGUAUGCUGUUUUUGAAGGCAUGUGUUGAUCGCCUAUGUCUAGAGGGUCAUGUUUACCGUGAGUUGAUGCAAGCACCAUGCCAUUAUUGCUUUUCUUACCCUGUUCAUUUUUUUGUGCCUCACUUUAAGGUUGUUUUGUGUCCUGUCAUGUGCUAACAUGUCCUUAUACUUGUACUUUUUUUUUUCUUUACAGAUAUUAAAAUAGGAAUCAAAAUUAGGAGUAUUCUCAGGACAUUAUAAUGUUGAUAUUCUGUGUAUUACGAAACAAAAUAAAGUUUUUAUAUGUGGUUUAA
Carassius auratus (goldfish) is the source of this 2082-nucleotide messenger RNA. RefSeq names its product oxygen-dependent coproporphyrinogen-III oxidase, mitochondrial-like. Bases 148 to 1494 code for a protein of 448 amino acids. Gene Ontology annotation, cellular component: cytoplasm. The transcript is spliced from 7 exons. Gene Ontology annotation, molecular function: coproporphyrinogen oxidase activity. NCBI's taxonomy places the organism in Eukaryota, Metazoa, Chordata, Actinopteri, Cypriniformes, Cyprinidae. The record is from RefSeq and is a predicted model, not a curated record.